CAGAACUCAGCCUUGUGCAUGCUUUCCAUCAACGAUGCCUCGUUAGCUUUCUGCCUCUUCUUCCCCUCCACAACCGGUUGUAGGCAACUAAACUGCCCCAAGUACACUAUAUACCCAGAAAGGUGCACAAACCGGUUGAGCGGCUGCAUUUUUUUUCUGCCGACUAUUGUCGUCCAUCGACCUGAACUUAUGGAGCCGUAGAGGUGCGAACACUACCUACAACACUAUGCGAUAGUGGCUGCCCGCCGAACUUGGAAACCGCCGACCAACAUUUAACCCAACUACAGCCCAACCGUGUCGUGACCCGAUUUCGCUGCCUAUUACUUCGCUGGCAUAGGCAGAGGUGACCUAAGGUGUCACCCUACCCCCCCUCUCGGGUGAAUGCCGCAGCCAUGGCGAGCAGCCUCAUCGAGGAUGUCGUGAGGAAGUUGAGUGUGUCUGAGAUAGAGUUGCGGGUCAAGGUCGAGGCGGCCUCGAUGCUGCGCGACAGUCUCGACCACUACACCGCUGGCCCCGGCUAUCCAAUCUUCCUCAAGCGAUUAAUGCCCGUCUUCAUCAAUAUCCUCCGCCAGCCAUGCGUUCUCCAGACCACCUCGCCCGACCAGGCGAACAUGCAGAAGCUGCGCAACUGCGUGCUCGAAAUCUUCCACCGGCUGCCCACAGCACCGUCCCCCCCGGAACCCUUCGAGCCGUACGCCGAGGAGACGGUCGAUCUCCUCAUGAACCUCGUCCGAACCGACAAUGAGGACAAUGCGGUGCUCUGCGUCAAGAUCAUCUCCGACAUCAUGCGCCACCAGCACAAGGUUUUAGGGUCCAAGGUCCAGACAUUCUUGUCGUUGAUUCAGGAACUCUUCGAGCAGUUGGACAGAGUUGUCCGGGAGCAGCUGGACAAUACAUCAUCAGCCGGUCCCCCAGGAGCACCGGGAGCGCCAACUACGCCCGGCAGCACGCAGACCACCUUCUUGCCGCACCAGCAGUCACCAAGGCCGGGGUCGCCAGUUGCCACGGGAGCCCCCGACUUCAAUACCGACAGCAACCAGCAGUCGGGCCGCCCUUUGCUCAAGGGUACGCAGUCCUUCAAGGUCCUUGCCGAGUGCCCCAUCAUUGUGGUAUCAAUAUUCCAAGUCUACCGGUCGACCGUCUCUCAGAACGUCAAGGCAUUCGUGCCUUUGAUCAAAUCGGCUCUGUUAUGCCAGGCCAAGGCCCAGGACCAGGCGCACAGGGACGCAGCGGCUCGUAAAACGAUCCACACCGGAGUCAGCCCGAACAUCAAGAAUCGGGUGGGUUUUGGGGACUUCAUCACUGCCCAGGUGAAGGUCAUGAGCUUUUUAGCCUAUCUGUUGAGACAAUACGCAAAGCAGCUCUCAGAUUUCCUGCCCGCUCUACCCGAUAUCAUCGUCCGGCUUCUCAAGGAUUGCCCGCGGGAGAAGUCCGGGGCGAGGAAAGAAUUGCUGGUUGCGAUUCGCCACAUCAUCAAUUUCAACUUCCGAAAGAUUUUCCUAUCCAAGAUUGACGAGCUCUUGGACGAGAGAACCCUGGUCGGGGACGGUUUAACCGUCCAUGAGACGAUGCGGCCACUGGCAUACAGCAUGCUGGCCGAUCUCAUCCACCACGUUCGUGACAGUCUCACCCCCGAGCAGAUCCGCAAAACGGUUGAGGUAUACACCCGGAAUCUCCAAGACAAUCUCCCCGGGACCAGCUUCCAGACCAUGAGCGCAAAGCUCCUACUUAACAUGGCCGAGUGUAUCGCUCGUCUGCCGAACAAGGUUGACGCCCGGCAUUAUCUCAUCAUGAUCCUCAACGCCAUCGGCGACAAAUUUGCUGCCAUGAACAGGCAAUAUCCCAACGCGGUCAAGCUCUCUAGGCAAUACGCCCAGCAGGCGAACGAGAAGGAGACGUACCUCGCCGACAAGGAGCACCCCCCUGAAUGGGAUGAGGUUGAUAUCUUCAACGCCAUGCCCAUCAAAGUGUCUAAUCCCCGGGACAGGCUUACCGAUCCGGUAGUGGAUAACAAGUUUCUCUUCAGAAAUCUCAUGAACGGGCUUAAGAAUACCUUUUAUCAGCUGAAAAGCUGCAAUCAGCCAGGUGCGGUUGAUUUGACCGGUGCGCCAGCGCACUGGACCGACGUUGCCUAUGGCUUCACGGCCGAGGAAGUCAAGGUGAUUACCAAACUUUUCCGCGAGGGCGCCUACGUGUUCAGGUACUACGAGAUUGAGAAGCCGGCAUCCGAAUCACCCUACACCUCCACAGUUGAGUACAUGGCAAACUUCUAUAUGAUUUCGAGCAGCAAGGAGGAGAAAGAGCUGCUCGAGACAUUCGCCACAGUAUUCCAUUGCAUUGACCCUGCCACUUUUCACGAGGUGUUUCAGCAGGAGAUCCCACGACUUUACGAAAUGAUUCAUGAGCAUACGGCCCUUCUCCAUAUACCCCAGUUCUUUUUGGCCAGCGAGGCUACCUCACCCAGCUUCUGCGGCAUGCUUCUGCGCUUCUUGAUGGAGCGGAUCGAGGAUGUUGGCUCCGCAGACAUCAAGAAGUCGUCCAUUCUGCUUCGCCUCUUCAAACUGGCUUUCAUGGCCGUUACGCUGUUUGCGUCCCAGAACGAGCAAGUGCUUCUGCCGCAUGUUGUUGACAUCGUCACAAAGUCAAUCGAGCUGUCAACCAAGGCGGACGAGCCGAUGAACUACUUCCUCUUGCUCAGAUCCUUGUUCAGAAGCAUCGGGGGCGGCAAGUUUGAGCACCUCUACAAGCAGAUUCUACCUCUUCUAGAGAUGCUCCUUGACGUCCUGAACAAUCUGCUCCUGGCCGCUCGCAAGCCCGCUGAGCGAGACCUUUACGUUGAACUUUGCCUCACCGUACCGGCUCGUCUCAGCAAUCUCUUGCCCCACCUCAGCUUUCUCAUGCGUCCGCUGGUCGUUGCGUUGCGUGCAGGCACGGAAUUGGUUGGCCAGGGACUUCGAACGCUCGAGCUGUGCGUCGAUAAUCUCACUGCUGACUACUUGGACCCCAUCAUGGCGCCCGUCAUCGACGAGCUGAUGACAGCCCUCUUUGACCACCUCCGGCCUCACCCAUAUAGUCACUUCCAUGCCCACACUACUCUCCGGAUUCUUGGAAAGCUUGGCGGUCGGAACCGAAAGUUCAUGACGGACGCUCUCCCGGUCACAUUCCAACAAUAUGUCGAUGACCGGUCGAGUUUCGACGUGCGGCUCAUCGGAUCCAAGCAUGACAGGGCAUUCCCGGCGCAUCUGGGUGUCGAUCUAGCCAUUCAGAAAUUGAUGGAAGUACCGAAACCCAUCAAGGGUGGGACACCGCCGCCUUCAAAGCAAUACGACCCUUACUACAAGAGGCAGGCCUUAAAUCUCAUUAUCGCUCAGGUCAAGUUGAGGGUAGGCUACGACACCCUGCCAGAUGACCUCCCGCGGCUCGUUCGCCUUCAGGUUCAGGACCUAAUCGCACGCAAUAAAGAUAUUGACCUCCCCGCGUUCGAAAUGUCCGAUAGGGAACGGUCCACGGCCAAAAAAGAUGACGAGGAAAACCUGCUCAAGCGCUUAAUCAAGGCUCUCAUGUUUGCUCACUCGAUCCCCGAUUUCAGGGCCGAGGUUGAUGCGCUCCUCCUGAAUUUGGCUCGUCACUUCACCAUCAUUGAGGUCGGGCGGGCGCUAGUAGACAUGAAGCGGACGUUUAGUCCAUUCGACCCGAAGUCGGGCGAAGGGCCGCUCUUUCUUGAUAAUAGAGUCUUAUCGGAUGCUAUCAUGGAGUCCCUUGCUUCUGAAAACCCAGAGAUCCGUGACGCUGCCGAGCGCCUGAUCAAAGAGAUGUACAACUCGGCAGUGAUCAUCUUUGGGUCGCCGGCACAUGUCGCUCGCUUGACGUUCUUCAAUAGCCUGGCGUCCACGUUUUGCCACGGCUGCUACGGGGAGGAGUGGUUCACCAAGGCAGGCGGAGCUCUGGGCAUCAAGGCUCUCCUUACUUACGUCGAUCUUGGAGACCUCUGGGUUGGGACAAAGCAGAUCGAUUUUGUCCGCGCUCUAAUGUAUGUCAUCAAGGACAUGCCCCAAGAUCUUCCGGAGAAGACCAGGAGAUCGGCACAGGUCACCCUCGAGCUACUCCUGACGCGGGUUACCAAAAACAUCAAGAAGGCCGACUGCUUGCCUGCUCCGCCUCCGGCACAGCCGCAGCCCCCGCAACCGGCGCAAUUGCAACCCAAGCACUCGCGGCUUGCUCAGAUUGUCAUGAUGCUCAAUGGGGAGCUCUCGCACAUGAACCGUCAUGUCCGUGACACCGCAAGGCGGUCGCUUGAGCUCAUUAGCAAGGCAGCGGGCGCCGACGUAUGGGAACUGCUUGAACCCCAUCGGAAGCACCUGCUCCAGCCCAUCUACGCUAAGCCACUACGAGCUCUGCCUUUCCCCAUCCAGAUUGGGUUCAUCGACGCCGUGACGUAUUACAUGUCGCUGAAGCGCGAUUUUGUGGCUUUCGACGAGAACCUGGACCGGCUGCUUAUGGAGUCGCUGGCUCUGGCCGAUGCAAGCGACGAAUCGCUCGCUGGCAAGACGCUAGAGUUCAGAACCCAUCAUUUCAUCGUCAACCUUCGCGUGUCCUGCAUAAAGAUACUGAGCACCGCGAUGGGCUUUGAUGAAUUUGGUAACGGCGCCACGAGAGCCAGAGUCGUGUCCGUCUUCUUCAACCUGCUAUACUCUGAGUCUCCGACAAUAAUCGAGGCAGCCAACGAUGCACUGAAAGCGGUCCUGCAGUAUACCAACAAGCUUCCAAAAGACUUACUGCAAAAUGGCCUCCGUCCUGUGCUGCAGAGCCUGCAGGACGUGAAGCGCCUGACCGUCCACAGCCUCGAAAGCCUAGGGCGACUCCUGAAGCUCCUGACCACCUACUUUAAGGUGGAAAUAGGGUCGCGCCUCCUCGAUCAUGUCAAGCAGAUCGCGGAACCUGGUUUUCUACAGCAGAUUUCGUUUACCUUUUUCGAGCAGCACAACUCGACGAAGGUGAUCGCCGCCGUGUUUGACAUCUUCCACCUUCUGCCCGAAGCCGCCAAGCAGUUCAAAGAACGGGUCAUUGAUAACGUUUUGGACUUGGAGGAGAAGUUGCGGCGGACUCAACACAGCCCGUUCCGCGUGCCUCUAUACAAGUAUCUCAACAAGUAUCCAUCCGACGUCUGGGCUUUCACAUUGGGCAAGCUCGAGGAUUUAAGAUACGGCCGGUUCCUGUCCCAGGUGCUGCGCCACCCGGACAGCCAGGUGCUCCGAGACUACGGCGCAGCGAAUGUCGAGUUCAUCAUUAAGACAUGCAAUAACAUCAUUGCUCAGGAAAAGGAGAACAAGUUCCCUGCGAUGGUCAAUACCAUCAACAUGCUCGACGCGCUCUGCCAGUUUCCAAACACGCUGUCUUGGUUGGAUAAUAAGGAGCAUAUCGAGUGGUUGAAGCAAGUCGGCAAGGAGCUCGAACUCAACUUGAAGGCAUAUACCUUACGGCCAGCUCUCCGUCUUCCGGCCGACCAGGCUUCCGAGCAACUCAUGGCCAUCUUAACCAAGGCUCUAGAGAGGCAUCCAAAGGAUUUGGAGCCACUUUUUAAUCUGAUCGAGUCUAUUGCAGCGGACGAGUUCCGCGAGACGCAAACCCUGCUCUCUCACAUCUACAAGCACAUCAUCUGCAGCGACUCCAUCGAGUUUUGGAGGACCGUCAUCCUCCGGUGUCUUGAGAUUUAUGCUGGGAAAAGUGCUUCACAGCGGACAAAGUGCUAUCUGCUGCACAACCUGGUGAAUCCAAUCGUCGCGAUGGAUGUGAUGCGACACUGGAAUCGCGGCGAACCAAGCAAGGGCCAGCGAUUACUCGACAAGGCAGUCAUUGAGUCGAUCAACAGCAAAAUCUGGAAGGUCAACCUGCCUGACCCGCACGAGGAUCUCUUGCAGCGGCACAUAGACCACACGCGCCUGGAGAUCCUCCAGCUCUCGGCUAUGCUUGUCAAGUAUCAUCACGCCAUCUUGCAAGACACUCGUAAGGAUUUCAUCAAGUUUGGCUGGUCCUACAUUCGCCUGGACGAUGUCAUCAACAAACACGCUGCGUACGUGGUGAUAGGAUACUUCAUCGCCCACUACGAAACGCCAGCCAAGAUCGCCGCGCAAAUCUACUUCUCACUCCUCAGGACAAACCAGAAUGAAGGCCGAGCUCUCGUCACCCAGGCCCUUGAGCUCAUGGCUCCGGUUCUGCCAAAGCGCUGCGCCGGUCUUCCUGGUGAUCGCAAUUCCAACGCAGGCGACCGCUCAAUCCCGGGAUGGGCGAUGGGUCCGCGCCGGGUCCUGGCCGAGGAAAGCCAGAAUCCCCAGCAGAUGACGUGCAUCUUCCAGUUUCUCGUGCGGCAUCCCGAUUUGUUCUACGAUUCCCGGGACAAAUACGCGAUGCUGAUGAUCCAAUGCCUCCGCAAAGUCGCACCCCCUCCCAACCCCUCGAAUGAAAACAAGAAGCUGGCCCUUAAUAUGAUGUGGCUGAUCUGGCAGUGGGAACAGCGGCGCGUUGAAGGGAAGCAGGUUGAACCGGUUCGCGAGCCUUCCGAGUCACCAAACGCCAAAAAGAGGAAGCUGGACGAGCUGCAAGGCUCGUCACCUUCGGCCCAGCGUUCGUCUGGGAAGAUGGAGUACCAGAUUCCAGCCAUGAGCCGCCAGAAGAUGAUCAAGUAUCUCGUAGAGUUUAUCGCGCAACUCAACGAGCGAUACCCACUCCCGUCCACCAAGGCUCGCGAAGUUGCUUCUCUGGCCGGCAUGGCAGUCCCACCAUCGCCAACGACGGAUCUCUGCAAGAAGGCAAUGACUUUGUUGUAUAACCUGCUCCAACCUCAGUACUGGGCUGAUCUGGAGGUGGAUCUGUUCCCGAACGUCACGGACGUAGUCUUGGCCAGCGAAAAGUCUGCGACGCUCCUGGCGGCUGAUCCAACGGACUCGGAGAAAUACGAUGAUAAGUUCAUCACCAACAUUGUCAACACUCUGCAAGUGGUUCGGAUCAUUCUCAACUUCAAAUCCGACGACUGGAUCGUCAAGAACAUGGGUCAGAUUCAAAAGAUCCUAGAGAAGUGUCUGAAGUCCGAGAAUCCGGAAAUUCAGGACUGUUUGCACCUGGCCGACAAGAAGUAUGACGGCGACCUGGAGAUCAAGGCAAUUGUCAAACGCAUCCUGGAUGCGGUUCCAGAGGAUACACCGAUGGAAGAUGCGGAUGCUGAAGGUGAAACCGAGGCGCAAACUUCCGAGAUUGUUACCUUCCUCUCAGGUAUUGCCACCGAAAGCAUGGCUGCGUCAAACUACGUAUCUGGUAUCAACAUCCUGUGGUCAUUGGGUCAGCGCAAGCCUUCGGCCAUUGACCAGCACAUACCCGCCAUCAUGAAGUCGCUGCAGUCAAAGCUUGCCCGGGAUCAUGUCUCCCAUUACGCGGCGCUGGCGCACCAGGCCAGUGGCAUCCGUCCACAGCAGGAUCCUAAUGCGCCUACCGAGAUGAAUGCCUAUGAUCUCGAGAUUCAAACGAAGUUGAUCCUCAAAGCCAUCGAGGUCACAGCAAUGCGUGUGGAGAUAUUGGGUGACAACAGAAGGCCCUUUCUCAGUGUCUUGGCCACUAUCGUGGAAAAGUCGCUGCAUGUGCCACUCUGCGAGAAGAUCCUCGAGAUGGUCGAAGGCUGGGUGUUCCGCUCCGAAGGCACCUGGCCAACGCUCAAGGAAAAGACGGCGGUUUUGCACAAGAUGAUCUCGUUUGAGCACCGUCAGGAUCCGACGAUGCUGAUGAAGUUCCUCGACCUCGUCAUCCGCAUCUAUGAGGACCCAAAGAUUACGAGGACAGAGCUGACGGUCCGGAUGGAGCACGCUUUCCUCAUUGGCACCAGAGCGCAAGACGUUGAGAUGCGCAACAAGUUCAUGACCAUCUUCGACAAAUGCUUGUCCAAGACGGCGAGCGCCCGGUUGGCCUAUGUCAUCCUGUCACAAAACUGGGAUACUCUGGCAGACUCAUUCUGGCUUGCCCAAGCAUCCCAGCUCCUCCUGGGCGGCGUGGAUAUGAGUCCCGUGAUCCAGCUCCACCAGGAAGACUUCAGCACCCUGCCGCUUUCUCAACUCUUUGGGACUUAUGCGAAGGAUACCCGCGAGCCGGAAAAUAUGAGCGAUGACAAGUUUGAUUUGUUCAUGGCGAACCACCGUCGCUUUGUGGCCGAGCUUGGCGAUGUCCGAGUGCGCGAUGUUCUGGAACCCCUGACUCAGUUGCAGCACAUCGACUCCAAUUUCGCCAGUGAACUUUGGGUUGCGCUUUUCCCGAUGUUCUGGUCCGCUACAGCCAAGGAAGACAGGCCGGAUCUGGAGCGCGGAAUGGUGACGCUCCUUACCAGGGACUACCACUCGCGACAGAUGGACAAGCGGCCGAACGUUGUCCAAUCGCUGAUGACCGGUGCUGUCAAGACCUGGCCGCACUGCAAAAUCCCGCCGCAUGUGCUCAAAUUCGAAGCCAAGACGUAUAACGCCUGGUAUACCGCCCUCUGUCAGUUGGAGAAGGCGGCUAUCAAGCCGGAAAUUGAUUCCGCAGCUGUUAGGGAAAGCAACCUCGACGCUUUGGUGGAUCUUUACGCAUCCCUUGGCGAGGAUGACUUGUUUUAUGGAACAUGGCGCCGUCGCUGCCAGUUCGUUGAGACGAACGCGGCUUUGUCGUAUGAGCAGCAUGGCAUGUGGGAGAAGGCCCAGCGCAUGUACGAAGCGGCCCAGAUCAAAGCUCGCACUGGCGUCAUUCCGUUCUCCGAGUCGGAGUACAUGCUCUGGGAGGACCACUGGGUGCUCUGCGCACAGAAGCUCCAACAGUGGGAGGUCCUGCAGGAUUUUGCUAAGCACGAGAACUUCCAAGACCUUCUCUUGGAGUGCGCGUGGCGGAAUACCGAGUACUGGCAGACCCAAGAGAACCGAGAUCAGCUGGAUACGCUAAUCAAGGGCGUCAUGGACGCACCCACGCCGAGGCGAUCAUUCUUCCAAGCCUUCAUGUCUCUUCUGAAGCUACACAACAAGCAGGAGAGUAUGCAGGAUUUCAAUCGGGUAGUGGACGAAGCGAUUCAGUUGUCGAUUAGGAAGUGGCAUCAGCUGCCCAAGCGGCUCACUGCCGCUCACAUCCCGGUUCUGCAAAACUUCCAGCAGCUUGUCGAGCUGCACGAUGCAAGUGUCAUCUGCCAAAGCCUGGCGGGCACGAACCAGAAUAACCUCGACGUGAAAUCCGGAGAGCUCAAAUUGCUGCUCGGAACGUGGCGAGACAGACUUCCCAACACCUGGGACGAUAUCGUCUCAUGGCAGGAUCUGGUGACGUGGAGACAGCACAUCUUUGGCCUCAUCAAUGCGACCUACCUUAACCUCCUCCCUCCGCAGACCCAGAAUGCUGGGGGCGUCUCGUUUGCAUACCGCGGCCACCACGAGACGGCCUGGAUCAUCAACCGCUUCGCUCAUGUCGCCAGAAAGCACAACCUCCCGGACGUUUGCAUCAAUCAAUUGAGCCGCAUCUAUACUCUCCCUAAUAUCGAGAUUCAGGAGGCUUUCUUGAAGCUGAGAGAGCAGGCCAAGUGUCACUUCCAGAAACAGAGCCCGGAAGAGCUGACGAGCGGACUCGACGUCAUCAACAACACGAACCUCAACUAUUUCAGUGCGCCACAGAAAGCCGAGUUUUACACGCUUAAGGGCAUGUUCUUGGAGAAGCUGGGCCAAAAGGAUGAUGCCGAUGGAGCCUAUGGUACCGCGCUGUAUUUUGACAUCACAGCGGCAAAAGCAUGGGCUGAGUGGGGCUAUUUCAACGACAGAAAAUUCAAGGAGAAUCCGACAGAUCUGAGUGCGGCCAAGCAGGCGCUCACCAGCUAUCUUCAGGCUGCUUCCAGCUACAAGAAUCACAAGUCGAGGAAGCUCAUCGCGCGGAUCCUGUGGCUGCUGAGCCUCGACGAUGCCAAUGGUACGAUUGCCGCCGGGUUUGAUGACUUCAAGGGGGAGAUCUUUGUUUGGUGGUGGAUCACGUUCAUUCCGCAGCUCCUUGUUGGACUUGGAUACAAGGAGGCACCGAGGGUGCAAAACAUCCUGCUCAAGAUUGCAAAGACGUACCCGCAGGCUCUGUAUUUCCAGCUCAGGACCAACCGGGAAGACAUGCUCAUGAUCAAGAAGAACCAAGAGGUCAAGGACCGGGCCAGACAGCGAGGUCAGAGCGCCGCCAACAAACCGAAUGGCUCUCCGCAGUUGAUGAAGAAGGAUGGUGUCGUAGCGCCAAAGGCUGAUUCCCGACCUCCGACAGCAAACGGAGAGGCGCCCGGACAAGUCAAACAGGAACCGAAAGCAGAAAACAACGACACCAAUGCGCCCGCUGCGCAAUCCUCUACGCCUGCACCAAAUGGUACAGCAGCGAGCGACCAGCAGGGAGGUGCGCAGAAGAAACCACCAUGGGAGCUGACCGAGGAGAUCAUGAGUGUUCUUAAGACUGCCUUCCCACUCCUUGCGCUCUCGAUGGAGACCAUGGUGGACCAGAUCCAGAAGCAUUUCAAAUGUCCGCCUGACGAGGACGCUUACAGGCUGAUUGUGGCGCUCCUUAACGACGGGCUUGCCUACGUCAGCCGCAUGCCGACAUCGUACGCGAAGGACGUCAAGCUUCCUUCGGCUACCGAGAACAACAUUACGCGGUUCGCCGAGACAAUCCUGCCGAGUCACAUUCGGGGUACGUUCGAAGCCGACUUUGUCAAAGUCAAACCGACGAUGUUCGAGUACAUCCACAAGCUUCGUAAAUGGCGCGACAAGUUCGAAGAGAAGCUGGACCGUAGAACGUCUCCGGUGCCACUGGAAAGCUUUGCGCACUACUCGCCCCAUCUCAGCGAAUUCCGGUACCAGAAGUUCGACGACGUCGAGAUUCCCGGGCAAUAUCUGCAGCACAAGGAUAAGAACCAGGAUUUCAUUCGCAUAGAACGGUUCCUGCCUGAUGUUGACCUCGUACGGACGAUUGGGGCUUCGCAUCGACGGCUCAAGAUUCGCGGCCACGACGGCAGCGUCCACGCCUUUGCGGUGCAGCAUCCCGCAGCGCGGCAUUGCCGGCGCGAGGAGCGGAUCCUGCAGCUAUUCCGGCAACUCAACCAAACGCUGGCCAGCAAGAAGGAGAGCCGACGGCGGGAUCUGCAAUUCACUUUGCCGCUCAUGGUCCCCCUCGCUCCUCACUUUAGGAUUGUGCAAGAGGAUACGUCGUACAUCACGCUCCAGGGCGUCUACGAGGACCACUGCCGGCGGAUUGGGAUGUCCAAGGAUGAGCCGGUGCUGUUUACGAUGGAGAAGCUGAGGGGGCUGGUGGAUACUAAGGGACCGAAACCAGCGGAGCACGCCGUCACGGCGCGGCUGGAGGUAUUGCGGGCGAUACAGGAAAAGUACGUGGACCACACGAUCGCGCUGGAGUACUUCCAAGGUGCCUUCCCCGACUUUGCCGACUUCUGGCUCUUCCGGCGGCGCUUUUCGUACCAACUCGCGGCGCUCACGUUCAUGACGUACAUUCUACACAUUGACAAGCGGUACCCGCACAAGAUGCACAUCGCGCGGGGGUCGGGCAACAUCUGGGGUUCUGAGCUGAUCUCGUUCAUGGCGGCCAACCGGCCAUACUUCCACAACCAGGAGCCGGUGCCAUUCCGGCUCACGCCCAACCUCCAGGCGCUCAUGGGCCCGCUCGCGACCGAGGGUAUCUUUGCCUGCUCGGUCAUGGCCAUCGCGCGGUGCCUGACGGAGCCCGAGUUCCAGCUCGAGCACGCGCUGACGCUCUUUGUCCGCGACGAGAUGAUGUACUGGUUCACCAGCAGCCACCGGUCCAUGAACCUGACCGAGAACCAGCUGCGCGAGACGGUGCAGGCCAACAGCGAGAUGAUUGUCAAGAAGGCCGUCUCCCUCGCCCAGGCGCCCGCCGGCAAUCUUCCCGCGCACCAGACUGUCAUUGAUUUGAUUGCUAAGGCCGUCAAUCCCAUGAACUUGGCGUUGUGUGACGCGUUGUGGAUGCCCUAUCUGUGAGCGGGCUUGGGGAGGGUUUGGUAAUGAUGGGGGUGGGGUUAUACGAUAAUGUAUUUUGUGGUCUGCUUGCUUUGCGGGAUCUGGACGGGGUGGAUGGAAAAAGCGGAGGCGGGCGCUAUCUGGAAUCGGAGUCUAAGGGGAUCUGAUUUUAGGUCAGGGGGUGUCGGUGGGAAUGGCGAUGGGCGGUUGUUUUUAGCCUUCUGCUGUCUAAGGUCAUUAUUUUAGUCCAGCUAAGCCAUCCAACAUUGUUUAUUUUGCUAUC
Messenger RNA from Canariomyces notabilis, 12285 nucleotides. RefSeq lists its product as uncharacterized. The coding region runs from base 393 to 12023 and encodes 3876 amino acids. Gene Ontology annotation, biological process: DNA repair; regulation of DNA-templated transcription. Lineage: Eukaryota; Fungi; Ascomycota; Sordariomycetes; Sordariales; Chaetomiaceae. Gene Ontology annotation, molecular function: protein binding. The transcript has 3 exons. Gene Ontology annotation, cellular component: nucleus; NuA4 histone acetyltransferase complex; SAGA complex. The record is from RefSeq and is a predicted model, not a curated record.